CGGCGGGCGCCGUUGCUUGGCGCGGCGGGAUCCGGAGCCCUCAGCGCUGAGGGGAGGAAGGAGGAGGAGCCGCAGCUGCUGCUGCUGCCGCCGCCGCCGCCGGAGUCGGCCACUUUUCCCUCCCCAUCAUGGCUGAGCCGCCAGGCGGUAACGGCGCCGUGUCUCCGCCGGCCAGCUUGCCCCGGGAGGUCCGCGAGCAGCUCGCCGAGCUGGAGCUGGAGCUCUCGGAAGGGGACAUUACGCAGAAGGGGUAUGAGAAGAAAAGGGCAAAGCUGUUGGCUCCAUAUUUCCCACAGACCCAAGGGGUCGACCCAGGUCUGCAAAAGGAACCCCGAAAUCAGACACCCACUCCAGCAGCAGCACCAUCUUCAUCCAAGUAUCAUCGGGCACGAUCUGGGGGAGCUAGAGAUGAACGCUAUCGAUCCGACAUCCAUACGGAGGCAGUGCAAGCUGCAUUGGCAAAACACAAGGAACAGAAGAUGGCCCUGCCGAUGCCAACAAAAAGACGGUCCACAUUUGUACAGUCUCCAGCUGAUGCCUGCACCCCUCCAGACACGUCUUCUGCAUCCGAAGAUGAAGGGUCGCUCAGGCGCCAGGCUGCUCUAUCUGCUGCAUUGCAUCAGAGCUUACAGAAUGCUGAGUCAUGGAUCAACCGAUCUAUUCAGGGGUCAUCCACAUCUUCAUCAGCAUCUUCUACACUAUCCCAUGGAGAAGGCAAAGGGACCAGUGGGUCACUAGCCGAUGUAUUUGCCAAUACUCGAAUAGAAAAUUUCUCAGUUCCCCCGGAUGUUACUGCAACUACCUCCACACCUGCUUCCUCUGCCCGCCCAUCUGCUAUUGACCUCCCUCCAUCAGGAAUAGUGAAGGGCAUGCACAAAGCAUCCAACCGGUCUAGCCUUAUGGACACAGCCGAUGGUGUCCCUGUAAGUAGCAGAGUCUCAACAAAAAUCCAACAGCUGCUCAAUACUCUGAAGCGACCCAAGCGGCCACCUCUGAAGGAGUUUUUUGUGGAUGAUUUUGAAGAAAUUGUUGAAGUUCCACAGCCAGACCCAAAUCAGCCCAAGCCAGAGGGACGUCAGAUGACGCCUGUGAAGGGAGAACCCCUGGGAGUAGUUUGCAACUGGCCUCCUGCUUUAGAAGCCGCUUUGCAACGCUGGGGGACAACGCAGGCCAAAUGCCCUUGUUUGACAGCCCUGGAUGUUACUGGGAAGCCAGUCUACACACUGACAUAUGGCAAGCUGUGGAGCAGAAGUCUGAAGCUGGCCUAUACGCUGUUGAAUAAACUGGGCACCAAAAAUGAGCCUGUCUUGAAGCCUGGAGACAGAGUAGCCCUUGUUUAUCCCAACAAUGAUCCUGUCAUGUUCAUGGUGGCGUUCUAUGGCUGUUUGCUAGCUGAAGUCAUCCCAGUGCCGAUAGAGGUACCUCUAACCCGAAAGGAUGCUGGUGGCCAGCAAAUUGGCUUUCUUCUAGGCAGCUGUGGCAUUGCUUUGGCUCUCACUACUGAGGUUUGCUUAAAGGGUCUCCCCAAAACGCAGAAUGGAGAAAUUGUGCAGUUCAAAGGUUGGCCUAGGCUCAAGUGGGUUGUAACAGAUUCCAAGUACCUCUCUAAGUCACCAAAGGACUGGCAGCCCAACAUUUCAAACGCGGGGACUGAGCCAGCUUACAUUGAGUACAAGACCAGCAAGGAGGGGAGUGUGAUGGGUGUGACCGUGUCACGAAUUGCUAUGCUGGCUCACUGCCAGGCUUUGUCUCAGGCCUGCAACUACUCUGAAGGUGAAACCAUAGUGAACGUCCUGGAUUUCAAGAAAGACGCAGGCUUGUGGCAUAGCAUGCUAACGAGUGUAAUGAACAAGCUGCACACCGUCAGUGUGCCCUACUCAGUGAUGAAAACCUGCCCUCUUUCCUGGGUACAGAGGGUUCACACUCACAAAGCUAAGGUGGCUUUGGUGAAGUGUCGAGAUUUGCACUGGGCCAUGAUGGCUCACCGGGACCAAAGAGAUGUCAGCUUAAAUUCCCUGCGGAUGCUGAUUGUAACAGAUGGUGCUAACCCUUGGUCUGUGUCCUCUUGCGAUGCUUUCCUAAGCUUGUUCCAGAGCCAUGGGCUUAAACCGGAGGCAAUAUGUCCUUGCGCAACAUCUCCUGAAGCAAUGACUGUGGCAAUUCGGAGACCUGGUGUCCCUGGGGCACCCUUGCCUGGAAGAGCCAUCUUAUCGAUGAAUGGGUUGAGUUAUAGUGUCAUACGUGUGAACACAGAAGAUAAGAACUCGGCUCUCACUGUGCAGGAUGUUGGACAUGUGAUGCCAGGAGGGAUGAUGUGCAUAGUGAAGCCUGAUGGACCUCCUCAGCUCUGCAAGACAGAUGAGAUUGGCGAAAUCUGUGUUAGCUCCAGAACAGGAGGAAUGAUGUAUUAUGGGCUGACUGGAGUAACUAAAAGCACAUUUGAGGUCAUCCCUAUGAAUUCUGCUGGCUCUCCUGUGGGCGAUGUACCGUUUGUGCGCUCUGGUUUGCUAGGUUUUGUGGGACCUGGCAGCUUGGUAUUCGUCGUUGGAAAAAUAGAUGGGAUGCUCAUUGUUAGUGGACGCAGACAUAAUGCCGAUGACAUUGUGGCCACUGGACUGGCUGUUGAAUCUAUAAAGACGGUUUACAGAGGAAGGAUUGCGGUGUUCUCUGUGACUGUGUUCUACGAUGAGAGGAUUGUGGUGGUGGCUGAACAACGGCCAGAUGCUUCGGAAGAGGACAGUUUCCAGUGGAUGAGCCGUGUGCUGCAGGCAAUCGACAGCAUUCACCAAGUGGGAGUAUAUUGCCUCGCUCUUGUUCCAGCCAAUACUUUGCCAAAAACUCCUCUGGGAGGGAUCCAUAUAUCUCAGACCAAACAACACUUCCUGGAGGGGUCACUGCACCCAUGCAACAUUCUCAUGUGCCCGCACACGUGUGUGACUAAUCUGCCAAAACCCAGGCAAAAGCAACCAGGUGUCGGCCCCGCCUCUGUGAUGGUGGGGAACCUGGUUGCAGGGAAGCGCAUUGCACAGGCCUCUGGGAGAGACCUUGGACAGAUAGAAGAGAACGAUUUGGUGAGAAAGCAUCAAUUCCUGUCUGAGGUGCUCCAGUGGAGAGCACAAGCAACGCCCGAGCACAUGCUUUUCCUCCUGCUCAAUGCAAAGGGGGCCCCUGUCUGUACAGCCACCUGCCUGCAGCUGCACAAGCGAGCUGAGCGAAUCGCAUCGAUUCUGUAUGAAAAGGGACACCUCAAUGCCGGUGAUAACGUGGUGCUGCUCUAUCCUCCUGGCAUCGAGCUCAUUGCAGCAUUUUAUGGCUGCUUGUAUGCUGGUUGCAUCCCUGUGACUGUCCGGCCUCCACACGCUCAGAAUCUCACUGCCACUUUGCCCACCGUGCGGAUGAUUGUAGAUGUUAGCAAAGCUGCCUGUAUCCUCACAAGUCAGACCUUGAUGAGGCUACUGAGAUCCAGAGAGGCGGCAUCUGCUGUUGAUGUGAAAACCUGGCCAACCAUCAUUGAUACAGAUGAUUUGCCCAGGAAGCGGCUACCUCAGGUCUAUAAACCACCAACUCCAGAAAUGUUGGCAUACCUGGAUUUCAGUGUUUCCACAACAGGGAUGCUUACAGGAGUGAAGAUGUCCCAUGCAGCAGUCAGCGCCCUCUGCAGAGCCAUAAAACUCCAGUGUGAACUAUACUCCUCGCGUCAGAUUGCCAUCUGUUUAGAUCCCUAUUGUGGGCUUGGCUUUGCACUUUGGUGCCUUUGCAGUGUGUAUUCUGGUCACCAAUCCAUCUUAAUUCCUCCUAUGGAGCUGGAAUCCAACCUUUUUCUGUGGCUUUCCACUGUAAGCCAGUAUAAAAUACGGGACACUUUCUGUUCCUACUCGGUCAUGGACAUGUGUAAAAAGGGGCUUGGGAAUCAGGUUGAUGUUUUAAAGGCAAGAGGCAUUAACCUGUCUGGUGUCCGGACCUGUGUGGUUGUGGCAGAAGAGCGUCCACGUGUUGCCCUUACUCAGUCCUUCUCCAAGCUCUUCAAGGACAUUGGCCUCUCACCUCGUGCAGUCAGCACCACUUUUGGGUCAAGAGUCAAUGUUGCUAUCUGUUUACAGGGAACCUCAGGGCCUGAUCCUACCACGGUGUACGUGGAUCUGAAAUCCUUAAGACAUGACAGAGUGCGGUUAGUUGAAAGAGGUGCCCCACAGAGCCUGCUGCUCUCAGAGUCAGGCAAGAUACUGCCCGGGGUCAAAGUGAUAAUUGUUAAUCCUGAGACCAAAGGACCAGUUGGGGAUUCUCACCUUGGAGAGAUCUGGGUGAAUAGCCCCCACACUGCCAGUGGUUACUACACAAUCUAUGAUAAUGAAACCCUCCAAGCAGAUCAUUUCAACACCCGCCUGAGCUUUGGUGACGCUGCCCAAACUCUCUGGGCACGAACAGGGUACCUUGGAUUUGUACGCCGAACUGAGCUCACAGCAGCCAGUGGAGAACGCCAUGAUGCACUGUAUAUCGUAGGGGCAUUGGACGAAACUCUUGAACUACGGGGCUUGCGCUAUCAUCCAAUUGACAUAGAGACCUCAGUUUCUCGGACGCACAGGAGCAUUGCUGAAUGUGCCGUAUUCAUGUGGACCAACUUACUUGUGGUGGUUGUGGAGCUAUGUGGCUGUGAGCAGGAGGCCCUCGAUCUAGUCCCUCUGGUUACCAACGUGGUUUUGGAAGAACAUUAUCUAAUUGUGGGCGUUGUGGUAGUGGUCGAUCCCGGGGUGAUUCCAAUCAACUCCAGAGGAGAGAAGCAGCGCAUGCACCUCCGUGACAGCUUCUUGGCUGACCAGCUGGAUCCCAUCUACGUAGCAUACAAUAUGUAAUUUGGGGACCGUGGGGCAUAGUACAGUUUACAAAGCAUUCAAGGACCAGUGAAGUAUGUGCAAACAAACAAACAAAACCUGGUUAACAAUUAGUGAUUAUCGUUGUGAAGCUGG
Molecule: messenger RNA, 4964 nt
Organism: Podarcis raffonei (Aeolian wall lizard)
Lineage: Eukaryota; Metazoa; Chordata; Lepidosauria; Squamata; Lacertidae
Gene: DIP2B
Product: disco interacting protein 2 homolog B
Exons: 38
Coding region: 129-4850 (1573 amino acids)
Source: RefSeq, a predicted model, not a curated record